CCGUUUGUACGACUCGGUAUGGCUGGCAUGCCGGGCAGUCUGCCACGAAUGUCGCAGGCAAGGUGCCACACGACGCUGGCUCUGCUCUGAGCUCUCCCUCUGCCCUGAUGCUCUUCUGGCUCUUCACCAUGAACGCACAACUUCCGCACAAGUCUUCUUGUUCUUUGUUCCUCCGCGGCAGACAAAGGAAAACGACACAUCACAUGCGCUCAGAUGGGCAGGCAGCAGCGACGGAAUAGAACCCAGUUUUUGAACUUGCUACUGCUUGCUAAGAGCUCCAGGUAGACAGAUGUCCAUGUCCAUGUCCUAGAGUAUCAGUUGUCUUAAUUUUGAUCCAAGUCUGAAGGCAGAAAUGUGACUGCGCUAUUUCUGCCCAGCACCGCGUCAGAUGAAGACUGCACUGGACGCGACCAACCGACCGACAGUUGCAAGCUGCCAUCUACGGUCUAGCAUUGAGGCACCUCAGUCAUGUCGCACGGCUAUGACAAGGUCAUCGAUGCAGACGUCGAACAAUCAGACGGCCUCUCCCAGCCGCGGACGUCGCUGCAGUUUCAAUCAUUUCAUGCGAAUGACUCCUUAGAAGCAGGCCAGGGUGCUACAGGAAGAGCGACGAACAGCUCCGCUACAGGGUCAGGCGGAGGAUUCUUCUCCUCUUCCUCAAUGCUCUCCUCCAAGCAAUUCCUGUGGUCCACUGGCUACUAUGCGCAAUUCUUCGACGUCACCUCGGAUGCAGUGCUCGCUAGACUCUUGGCGGCCAUCUUUCCGCGAGCCAACUUCUUCGAUACCAUCGAGGGCAACCCGGAUCUGUAUGCGCCAGUUUGGCUUGCGACCACCGUCAUCACUGUGCUCUACUUUUCUUCAACGGUCGCUGGCUACCUCGCUGCACACGUCUCUCACCAACCCUAUGCGUACUCGUUCUCUACGCUUACAUCCGCCGCCACGCUUAUAUAUGGCUAUACCUUCAUCACACCUGUUUUGAGCUGGUUGAUACUUCUGUGGUACAAGUGCGAGCCAUCUUUGCUCGAAGUACUCUGCCUCUAUGGAUACGCAAAUGCCGCUUGGGUACCUGUAUCUCUAGUGAGUAUUUCACCGCUGGAAUUCUUUCAUUAUGCAACUCUUAGCAAUUGGAUACGAUGGGUGUCUGUCAUCUUGGGAUUCACUCUAUCGGGGUUCUUUCUCGUCAGGAACUUGAUGCCGGUUCUGAACCGCGCAGACUCCAAAACCAGUCAGAUCAUGUUGAUUGGCGUUGUUGCACUCCAUGCCGCAUUCUCACUGGCCAUCAAGUUUCUCUUCUUCAGCUACGUUCAUGAGAUGGAUGCACCUGCGGCAGCGGCAGCUGUUUGAGCGUCCAUCAGCUUGUAGAGAUCUGACGCUUCACCCAAUGUAUAAUGCAAUGUCCUUUUCGCAAACACAUCUCCAUCGUGCUUCAACAUGUCAAUCACAUCAUCGAGCAACCAGGCCUUUCCAGCUGCAAGGCCUUCGCCAGCCUCUGCAUCACUGCUCUGCACAUGGAUAUGCAAGUGAUAGUAGCUGGGUUG
Messenger RNA from Protomyces lactucae-debilis, 1538 nucleotides. Its product is annotated as Yip1 domain family. Gene Ontology annotation, molecular function: small GTPase binding. Gene Ontology annotation, cellular component: Golgi apparatus; membrane. The transcript has a single exon. Gene Ontology annotation, biological process: vesicle-mediated transport. Bases 469 to 1344 code for a protein of 291 amino acids. The record is from RefSeq and is a predicted model, not a curated record. NCBI's taxonomy places the organism in Eukaryota, Fungi, Ascomycota, Taphrinomycetes, Taphrinales, Protomycetaceae.